UUGAAUAUUUGCAAUCAGCAAAGUUUGUGACGGCAUAGUCUUAACACGGCAAGAAGCGCACAUUGGAAAGUAUACAAAGUAAUACAUAAAUAGAGCAAAAAAAUGCCAAAUUCAUCGAGAUCUAGCUCGCUCUCUGAGUCUUCGAUUGAGACAAACGCAUCGAUUUCUUCAUCGGAAUUCAUGACGGCAAAUUCGGACGAAUCUAAUUCGGAAAUUUUGCCAUUUGCCGAUAAUAUUGAACCGCUUGCUUCGCCCGAUGAAAUUGCUGAGUACGAAGCUGCAGUCGCAGAAGAACGGCAGGUUGAGGACAUGCUGCAAGAUCGUUUUGAUGCCCGUGUUGAUGUUACUUCAUGGUGUGAAUGUGGCCAUUGUUCGUUGCAUCUUGUUGUCAACCAUCAAGAGUGCCGAUGCUGCAUGGGAAUAGAGCAAUGCCGUGGUAAAAUGUAUCAGUUCGAAGUCGAUGAAAGGAAAUGCAUUUUGGAUCAACCUGGCAUUAACGAAGUUUGCCUGAACGAAUUUGUUCUUCAAGCAGCUGAAAAAAAGCGCUCAGAUUAA
This is a messenger RNA of Xenia sp. Carnegie-2017, 555 nucleotides long. RefSeq lists its product as uncharacterized. The transcript is spliced from 2 exons. Bases 103 to 555 code for a protein of 150 amino acids. The record is from RefSeq and is a predicted model, not a curated record. NCBI's taxonomy places the organism in Eukaryota, Metazoa, Cnidaria, Anthozoa, Malacalcyonacea, Xeniidae.